AUGCGAUUUUGGUGGCCGGGUUGGGAGCCUCGAGAGCGCUCUCUAUCUAGCGACAGUGAGUGCUCUACGGACAGCCAUUCCAGUCUCGCCAGCGAUGCGUCUUUCUAUGACGCAUCGUCUGUCGCAGAGACUGAUUUGGGUGGCGAACUGCCCCCUCUCCCUGAUGACACGCAACCGGUCACUGGGGAAGAGGAGGGGCAGUCUGACUUAAAACUGUUCCCAGACAAUUCUACCACCGUCUUUUCACAGGCAAAGGGACGAAACUGCCUGGGAACGGUCGCCGUUGGACUAGGGCUGGGGGUACCAAAUUUUACCCCCGAUAUCACCACUGAGUUGCCCGGCAAUGCGCCCUGCGCGGGUGAACGCGCGCCAUCGCCUCGCGGCGGUGACGCGGAUCUAUGCACCGAAACUUUGGGCACGUGUUGUGAACACGCAUCGCCCAGUGCCAGCCAAGUUUUCGCGCGCGCAGAGGUCUCUGUCGCGCGCAAGGCCCCCCGGUCUCAGGCCCCGAUUCUGGGUGCCAUCAUUGUCCGGGAAGAGGCCCGGCGAUCCCCCGUUGGUACCAGCGAAGGUACCUUCGACAAUAUACUUGGUUUAAGUAUAGGGGUUGCCGCAAUUCAAGAAAACAUUCAAGACAACGCUCAAGACUCGUCGGGCCAAGAUGGCAUCGUCUCCGCCGGCCUUACAGAGACCACGAGUGCGCCUCCCGCUUCCUCCGCGCGCGUUUGGCUACAACAGUGCCCCCGCGUGCAUGCUUUCCCGCCGCAUCCCCUCAAGACUCCAGAGCGUUUGUUGGCAUACCCGGCAGGGCGGGCGUCACGCUGCCCGAUUGGGUAUCGCUUCAAGGCAUCUAAGAUCUCCAGAGCGACGGCUCCCCGGGUGCUUGCAGGCAGCUCCCGGGUCCGAACACAUGUACUAAGGCUACUGAGCCCCAUACGAGCGCCCUCUUAG
This is a messenger RNA of Peronospora matthiolae, 951 nucleotides long. The record is from the annotation of a GenBank genome assembly. Lineage: Eukaryota; Oomycota; Peronosporomycetes; Peronosporales; Peronosporaceae.